CAUCAACGUCUGGUGGUGACGUCGCCGACAGGGCGGGGCCAACAUUCCAACUGCUGUCUACUUUUGUCUCUACGUGGAGGAGGCAGGACUGCAAACUGGACGCUGUCUGGAAUUUCAGGCGCACCGAUAUCCCACCUUUCUCUGACUGACCACCUCAGGUCAAUCACAGAAACAUGACUGGAAAAAUAACAAAAGAGGAAAUGGAGGAGAUGAGAGAGAUCUUUGGAAAAUGUGAUCUGAAUGGCGAUGGCUUUAUCGUUGAUUAUGAACUCCAUGAGCUCCUUAAAGAUGCCGGCCAUGCCCUACCUGGAUACAUGGUCCGUGAGAUCAUCCAGAAACUGGAUCGCAACCAUGAUAAUAAGAUCAGCUUCGAAGAGUUUCUAGCGAUCAUCCAGGAGCUGAGGGGCAGUGAAAUAGCAAAAACUUUCCGCAAGGUCAUCAACAGAAAAGAAGGCAUCCUGGCUAUUGGAGGGACGUCAGUGCUGUCAAGCGAAGGCACACAACACUCAUUCUCUGAGGAGGAGCGAUAUGCCUUUGUGAACUGGAUCAACACUGCUCUGGAAAGAGACCCUGACUGCCAGCACGUCCUGCCCAUGGAUCCCAACACAGACUCUCUCUUCACCUCUGUCGGCGACGGGAUCGUACUCUGCAAAAUGAUUAACCUGUCAGUGCCAGACACUAUUGAUGAGAGGACCAUAAAUAAGAAGAAGCUGACACCAUUUACGAUACAGGAGAACCUGAACCUGGCCCUGAACUCAGCUUCUGCUAUUGGCUGCCAUGUGGUGAACAUUGGGGCUUUAGACCUGAAAGAGGGGAAGCCCCAUCUGGUGCUGGGCCUCCUGUGGCAGAUCAUCAAGAUUGGUCUGUUUGCUGACAUCGAGCUAAGCAGAAAUGAAGCGCUGGCAGCAUUGCUGAGAGACGGGGAAACCCUGGAGGACCUGAUGAAGCUGUCUCCAGAAGAACUGCUGUUACGCUGGGCAAACUUCCACCUGGAAAAUGCUGGCUGGCAGAAGAUCAACAACUUCAGCUCUGACAUCAAAGACUCAAGGGCCUACUUCCACCUCCUGAAUCAAAUCUCUCCAAAAGGCACCGAGGAAGAUCAGCCACACAUAGACAUUAACAUGGCAGGCUUCAGCGAGAAAGACGACGUGAAGAGGGCAGAGGCCAUGCUGCAGCAGGCAGACAGGCUCGGCUGUCGACAGUUUGUCACCCCAACUGACGUCGUCAGUGGAAACCCCAAACUCAACCUUGCCUUUGUGGCCAAUCUGUUCAACAAGUAUCCAGCGCUGACCAAACCUGAGAAUGAGGACAUUAACUGGGGACUGUUGGAAGGUGAGACACGAGAAGAGAGGACAUUCCGAAACUGGAUGAACUCUCUGGGAGUGAACCCACAUGUCAAUCAUCUGUAUGGAGACCUACAGGAUGCCAUGGUCAUCCUCCAACUCUAUGAGAAGAUUAAAGUGCCUGUUGACUGGAACAACAAGGUCAACAAGCCACCUUACCCCAAGCUGGGAACAAACAUGAAAAAGUUGGAGAAUUGUAACUACGCAGUGGAACUGGGCAAAACAGCCAAGUUCUCCCUUGUUGGCAUUGGCGGGCAGGACCUGAACGAUGGCAAUGCGACCCUGACUCUGGCAGUGGUGUGGCAGCUGAUGAGAAGAUAUACGUUGAAUGUACUGGAGGGACUGGGUGAUGGACAGAAAGUAAAUGAUGACAUCAUCGUAAACUGGGUAAACAAAACGUUGGCGGAAGCUGGAAAGUCGACCAAGAUUUCAAGCUUUAAGGACAAGGAGAUCAGCAGCAGCAUGGCAGUGGUGGAACUGAUAGACGCCAUCCAGCCCGGCAGCAUCAACUACGAGCUGAUAAAAACCGGCAGCCUGUCUGAAGACGACAAGCUGGAGAAUGCCAAAUAUGCCGUCUCUAUGGCGAGGAAGAUCGGAGCCCGUGUCUACGCGCUCCCAGAAGACCUUGUGGAGGUCAAGCCCAAAAUGGUGAUGACAGUCUUUGCCUGCUUGAUGGGUCGGGGGAUGAAGCGAGCCUAAGAGACUGGCUGGGAUCAUUGUGACACUUUCUCAUACCCACAAGCCAUUAACGUUUGGAAGAGCUCCCCCAACUGAAAGAAUGAAGACUUAUUUUUUUAUUAUUUUGAAUGAGAAUAACAAGCUGUCAAAAUCAAAAAUGUUGCAUGUGUCCCUGCGUCUGUUGAGGCGUUUACUGAAGAAAGAUGUCCAUUUAUUUAAAGUGAAUCCGAAAUACUAAAACAUCCUAUACAGUUAUCAUGUUACAGAGGACGACUUGUUACUUUCAAUAUAGCUCUCGAUUAAUGUAUAAGAAUGCUGUUUUUCAAAAGCGAGUUUUCGUAUUCCAGCUGCAAGGUUGUUUACAUAUUUUUACUCAGACCGAUAAGUAAAAAAAUAUCCUUGACUAAGCAACACACAUUCCUGAAUACCAUACUUAUUAAUAAAUGCUCGACAAGGCAAAAAAUAAAGUCAGAGGCGGGCUGUUAAGGUGACGCGAGUGGAAAAACACCCAAACAUUGCCUCUCACUUAAUGAAGUACACGCAUGUCUUAAUAAACAGACCAUGAACUUAUCUACAUAUCUGUAUGGAAAAGCCAUCCGGUCAGAUAGUCGUCAUGACUAGCCCGGCAUGCUGUCUGUGUUCUUAUACUCGUCUUUUGUUUCUUAGGAUUGUUACUUGAGAAAGAAAUGCUGUUUUUUUGGGGAUGUCUGGUCUGUGUUGUAUUUUUCGGUCUGUUACGUUGGAUGAGGAGCAGGUGGACUGGACUCUCCCGGCUUCUCCUUUUUCUAGUCGCAAAGACGACUUGUAUUCGCGCUUUCAGGUUUCCCCUUUUUUCUUUUGUAUUCAACAUUACCAAAUAUAAACAGUAACUUCAUUCCAGGUAGUUUCAUGAUAUGACAAUGGCCAAAUUGUAUUUGAUCUUAUGUUCAUGUCUACUCUUAAGUGCUUUACAUAUAACAAUAAAUAUGAAUUUGGAAACUG
Etheostoma spectabile (orangethroat darter) is the source of this 3002-nucleotide messenger RNA. It is a transcript of the gene pls3, whose product is annotated as plastin 3 (T isoform). The record is from RefSeq and is a predicted model, not a curated record. Gene Ontology annotation, cellular component: actin filament bundle; actin filament; cytoplasm. Gene Ontology annotation, molecular function: actin filament binding; calcium ion binding. Bases 174 to 2042 code for a protein of 622 amino acids. Gene Ontology annotation, biological process: actin filament network formation; actin filament bundle assembly. The transcript has 16 exons. NCBI's taxonomy places the organism in Eukaryota, Metazoa, Chordata, Actinopteri, Perciformes, Percidae.